AUGUCGUACGGAUCAAACAAUGUUGGCGGUAGCCUGUCGCGCUCGAAUCCUCCCACCGAGAGACAAUUCCCUCGAGGGUCCGAAUCGACAUCACCAUUUGACAACGGGGAGCCAGAUGAAGACUGUGAGCCACGACGACGCCUGGCUUUAUACCACCUGGGAAGAUAUCAUCAAGUUCGCGAAAGGUCUCAUUUAAAGGAUGAUGAAGCAACUGCGUACAAACAAGAAACAGGUUUAGAUACUCCUGCAAACAGUGAGAGCUUGCGUCGACAAAGAGCCGAGCACAAUGCAACUUCAGAUCUCUUGCAAUCUGAGCUUGCUAUGUUAAGAGAUGCCCUCGAACGCACCACUUCCAAAGCACGCAGCAAUGCCUCCCGAGGUGAUAUUGGGUUUCUCUUGAGCGUAUUGAUCACGGGCAUCGGCGCUGGCUUCAAUUUGAAGUCCAGCUCCUUCAUCAUGGAGAUCUUGUAUGUAGCCUGCGCUGCCACUGGGCUUCACGGAGCCUAUCGGACGAUUUACUGGGCAGCAUCGAGACAAUGCUGCGCCAAUGUCAGGGUCGUGCAGGACAGCUUGGAGAAGAGUACUCUACGAAGAGAUCGCAGCAGAUACCUCGAAGGGGCAUCUUGGUCCAUUCUGCGAAAUUUGAACCUAUGA
Molecule: messenger RNA, 654 nt
Organism: Botrytis byssoidea
Lineage: Eukaryota; Fungi; Ascomycota; Leotiomycetes; Helotiales; Sclerotiniaceae
Exons: 4
Coding region: 1-654 (217 amino acids)
Source: RefSeq, a predicted model, not a curated record